Molecule: messenger RNA, 1765 nt
Organism: Rana temporaria (common frog)
Lineage: Eukaryota; Metazoa; Chordata; Amphibia; Anura; Ranidae
Gene: RFXANK
Product: regulatory factor X associated ankyrin containing protein
Exons: 9
Coding region: 114-815 (233 amino acids)
Biological process (GO): regulation of transcription by RNA polymerase II
Cellular component (GO): nucleus
Molecular function (GO): protein binding
Source: RefSeq, a predicted model, not a curated record
AUCCAGCUUCCAGGAAGUGUCUUCUUGCAGCUCUGAAGAGGUACCUGGUGCGAAGAAGAAGGAGAGGAAGAAGUAGAGAGGGGACAGCAGCAGGAGGAGGUCAUUGCACGGAAAUGGCAGAUCCUAUGGCGAACGCCACAGGCUUUCCACUUAAUAGUGACGAGAGCACAGUCAUUCUACAUCUUUACCCAGCAAGUCAGAGUGGCUCAGACACGGAGGAAGAGAUGACUCAUAUGAAUGUUGGCCCAUUGAAAUAUUCAACUACUCUAACCAACCGGCAGCGUGGAAACAUGGUAUCUGUAUUGCCAGCUACACUGGACUCCCUAUCUGUACAUCAGGUUGCAGCUCAGGGAGAGCUGACUCAGCUAAAGGAAUAUCUACAGAAAGAUGACACUUUACUAAAUCGACCAGAUGAGCGAGGUUUUACUCCUCUAAUGUGGGCUGCUGCUUUUGGAGAAAUUGAAACUGUUCGGUAUCUCUUGGAAAUGGGUGCUGACCCUCAUAUCCUGGCAAAAGAACGAGAAAGUGCCUUGUCUUUGGCCAGCACUGGAGGAUAUUCUGAUAUUGUAACCCUGCUCCUAAACCAGAAGGUAGACAUUAACAUCUAUGAUUGGAAUGGAGGGACGCCAUUACUGUAUGCUGUAAGAGGGAAUCAUGUGAAAUGUGUGGAGGUGUUGUUGGAGAAAGGAGCUGACAUAACUAUGGAGGCAGAUUCUGGAUAUACCCCAAUGGAUCUUGCUGUGGCACUGGGUCAUAAAAAAGUCCAACAGGUCAUUGAACAUCACAUCCUGAAAUUGUUUCAGAGCCAAGUGUGACACAGUUGAGAGAAAUAAGUAGAGAGAUAUAUGAGCUCAUCUUCAUCUGCUGAGACAUCUGACAGAGGUCAUGGACAAGAUGUUACAGAACAUACUAAGCAAGAUGGUAUUUCUUUUAUAAAGGAAAAUAUUUUAUUGAAGCACUUGACAGAGGAAUGCACAUUCAGAAUAGAAAUAUCUUUUAAUCAACGUAUCCAACACAGUAUAUUGAAUGAAAAAUUCUAUGGCUUGUGUUGGGCAGCAGGAAUGGUACUUUAAAUGCUGGCUGCUGCCCUUGGUAAAAGUGCCUUGCCCAGCCAUGAUGAUGGAGGGCCUGUGUAGGUGGCAUUUUAGCAUAUCUUCUUCUGCAUCAAAUCAGGAACGAUGAAAACAUUAUCAUGGUAUAUGGUAAAACAGGUCAUCCUAAAGGGUAUAAGGUGUUUUAGGUGGAAGGUUUAUUUGAUCUAGAGCCCUUUAAACCCUGGAGAUGAUCCUAGUAUAUUUUCAUUAAGUUAAAGCUGCAUAUCUACGUCACACAACUUAUGAUGCAUAUGACACCUGCUUUAUUUACAUAAAUAUAUAUGCGUGCUUCAGUCAGGUAUAAUGUUGGCCCUAUGCAUGCAGAAGUUUAGCAAUGUAACAAAAAAGAAAUUCAAGCAUUUAUCAAAGCUCUCAAAAAAGGAUGUAUGACAUGCACAUACGGGCUCCAGAUUGAUUCUAAAUAAUGUUUUUUUGGGGUCCAAGUUCACAUAAGCCAUCAUUUUUUGGGGUUUCAUUGGGGACCAUUUUUUUUAAACCACAAAUAAUCGAUUAUUAGGCAUUAUUUAUAUUUCUGUGCUGCACAGUGGAAGACUCGCACAUGCCUGAGGGUAACUGGGUGGGUAGUAAGCAACAAGUUGUGAACAACACUGUAUCCUGGCCUAGGCCAACAAGGCCCAGACCUAGGGCAGCACGGAAAGAGUCCCCGCCGG